Molecule: messenger RNA, 552 nt
Organism: Rotaria sordida
Lineage: Eukaryota; Metazoa; Rotifera; Eurotatoria; Philodinida; Philodinidae
Source: the annotation of a GenBank genome assembly
AUGGGAUUACUUGAUUUCAUACGAAGUUUUCGUGCAACAUCUCAACAAGAACUACGUAUUUUACUAUUAGGCCUUGAUAAUGCCGGAAAAACCACAUUACUCAAAGUUCUUGCUUCUGAAGAUAUUUCACAUAUAACACCUACACAAGGUUUUAAUAUUAAGAGUGUGCAGUCAAGUGGUUUUAAGCUUAAUGUAUGGGAUAUUGGUGGUCAACGUAGAAUACGACCAUAUUGGCGCAAUUACUUCGAAAAUACCGAUGUUUUAAUAUAUGUUAUUGAUAGUUCUGAUCGAAAACGUUUCGAUGAAACAAAUCAAGAAUUGUGGGAAUUAUUAGAAGAAGAAAAAUUACGUAAUGUACCUCUAUUAGUUUUUGCUAAUAAACAAGAUUUAUUAAAUGCUGCUAAAGCAUCUGAUAUAACUGAUGGUUUAUCAUUACAUCAAAUACGUGAUCGACGUUGGCAAAUACAGGGUUGUUCAGCACAUACAAAAGAAGGUGUUAAAGAAGGUCUUGAGUGGAUAUCAAAAACAAUUGGUAGUAAUAAAAAGAAAUAG